Molecule: messenger RNA, 567 nt
Organism: Saprolegnia parasitica CBS 223.65
Lineage: Eukaryota; Oomycota; Saprolegniomycetes; Saprolegniales; Saprolegniaceae
Exons: 1
Coding region: 1-567 (188 amino acids)
Source: RefSeq, a predicted model, not a curated record
AUGGACCAGACGGGAGGACACUUAGCAGACGACAGACGUGGACGAUGGGAGCGGCGAGCUCGCGUAGAAGGGUUCCUGGAGCAGGUCCUCCAUAUUGUCGAGCAUCGCGUCGAGCGGGUCCACGGCUGCGGGCGUCGUCGGCGCGACGGUCGUCGGUUGGUUGCCAGCAACGACCGCGGCGUCAAUGACCAUGAGCUCGUCCGGGAGACAUUCGCCGUCGGCGAGGUUGAUCUUGGCGCACGCCAAGAGCACGCGGCACUUUUCCUUCUGGUCCUCGAUCUGCUGCUUCAAGUCGCGGUUCUGGUGCUCGCUGAGCUGGCGCUCGGUCUUGAAGACGGCAGCAAUGUCCAUCCACGAGAGGCUCGAGCGCUUAAAGUACGCGAGCUCGCGCGCGUGGCGCUCGAGCGACUGAAUCUCGCUGCUGAGCAUUUGGAGCUCGGCCUGGUGGUGGCAGCGCUUGAGGCGGAAUCGCUCGCGGUUGUACACCUGCUUCUUGAGGCGCGCCCGCGCCUUCUUGACCUCGUCAGGGAUAAACGCCUUGUGCGUGCCGUCGUAGGCCGAGAGUAG